GCAGCGUGCGGCGCGGACAUGUGGCGAGCGCUACGACUCUGCCAUUGCCGUGCCACCGUGCCGCGGGACAGGGGUAAGCCCUUGCCAGCACCUGGCCUCCCCCAGAGGAACCUCCGGAGCCUGCCGGCAAGGGCCCGGAGGCCACCUGUGUCUCUGUGGAGGAAGGCGCUGAUGGCCACUGCCACGGUGGUGCCCCUGCUGCUCGGCAGCUACUACCUCAUCGCCGAGCCACGCGAGAGGCGGCGCAUGCGGCUCGUGCUGGAUGGCAUUGGGCGCUUUGGCAGGUCCCUGAGGAUCGGCUUGCACAUCUCCCUGGACUACUGGUGGUGCACACACGUCAUCCUGCGAGGGGUGGACGAGAACAGCCCCAGCUAUGUGGAAGCGAUGUCAGCGUGUCACCAGCGGGCGGCGGACGCGCUAGUGGAGGGUGCCAUCCACAAUGGGGGCCUCUACGUGAAGCUGGGCCAGGGGUUGUGCGCCUUCAACCACCUGCUACCGCCCGAGUACAUCCGGACCCUGCGCGUGCUGGAGGACAGGGCCCUGAAGCGCGGCUUCCGGGAGGUGGAGGAGCUGUUUCUGGAGGAUUUCCAGGCCCUGCCCAGCGAGCUCUUCCAAGAGUUCGACCACCAACCCAUGGCAGCUGCCAGCCUGGCCCAGGUGCACCGCGCCAAGCUGCAUGAUGGCACAGCUGUGGCUGUCAAGGUGCAGUACAUUGACCUGCAGGACCGGUUUGAGGGGGACGUGCACACACUGGAGCUGCUGCUGCGGCUUGUGGAGCUCAUGCACCCCAGCUUCGGCUUCAGCUGGGUGUUGCAGGACCUGAAGGGAACCCUGGCCCAGGAGUUGGACUUUGAGAAUGAGGGUCGCAACGCAGAGCGCUGUGCCCGCGAGCUGCAGCACUUCCGCUACAUCGUGGUCCCCCGCGUGCACUGGGACAAGUCCAGCAAGCGUGUGCUGACGGCCGACUUCUGUGAGGGCUGCAAGGUGAACGACCUGGAAGCCAUUGAACGCCAGGGGCUGGCGGUGGGCGAUAUAGCAGAGAAGCUAACCCGGGCCUUCGCCGAGCAGGUCUUUUACAGUGGCUUCAUCCACUCGGACCCCCACCCUGGAAACGUGCUGGUGCGGAAGGGCACGGACGGGACGGCGGAAUUGGUGCUGCUGGACCACGGUCUCUACCAGUUCCUGGAUGAGAAGGACCGCUCUGCCCUGUGCCAGCUGUGGCGAGCCAUCAUUCUGAGAGAUGAAGCAGGCAUGAAGGCGCACGCAGCCGCCCUGGGGGUGCAAGAUUACCUGCUAUUCGCGGAAGUACUCAUGCAGCGGCCAGUGCGGCUGGGGCAGCUGUGGGCCUCCCACCUGCUCAGCCGCCAGGAGGCCGCCUACAUGCAGGCCAUGGCGCAGGAGCACUUUGAGCGCAUCAUGGCCGUGCUGCGGGCACUGCCGCGGCCCAUGCUGCUUGUGCUACGCAACAUCAACACCGUGCGUGCCAUCCACACUGCCCUGGGCAGCCCCGUGGACCGCUACUUCCUCAUGGCCAAGAGCGCCGUCCAGGCCUGGAGCCGCCUGGCCAGCAACACCUCCCAGGGCCUCCAUGGCAGCCUCCUGCGCAACAUCAAGGUCUUGUGGGCAGUGCUCAAGUUCGAGGUGGCCCUGAGGCUGGAGACGCUGGCCAUGCGGCUCACCACCCUCGUGAUCCGUGCCCUGGUGCACCUGGGCCUCAUGCCCCCCGUCCAAGACCUCUACCCGUACUUGGAGACCUAACUCCAGGCCCGGCACCCACACAACUGCCCAGCCUGGGCCCACUGCACUGACCUGCAGCCCUGGACCCUGCACUGGGGUGGGACAGCCUGGGCAAGCAAUGACCACACAUCUCAAGUCAA
Molecule: messenger RNA, 1877 nt
Organism: Ochotona curzoniae (black-lipped pika)
Lineage: Eukaryota; Metazoa; Chordata; Mammalia; Lagomorpha; Ochotonidae
Gene: ADCK5
Product: aarF domain containing kinase 5
Exons: 15
Coding region: 19-1758 (579 amino acids)
Source: RefSeq, a predicted model, not a curated record